CGGCGCGCGCUGCGGGGCCCGUUUCUCGGCGUUUACGCGACAAAGGUCGUUUUUCCGUGCUUUAUUUACCCGGGAGGCGGCUCGUCGGUCAUGUGGAAUGUUUACUUGAGGCCGGUUUAUUGGAAGUCUCUUCGUGGAAUUGUUCUGCGUGAGCAAACGAAGUGGUCGAUUUUUGUGGGUUAGUUUAUCUGUUACCGCACCCGGCUGCCCGGACGAGCGAUCCAGGGUGGCUUUGGCUACAUGAAAUAGGCUCUAAAAUGACAGUUUUUAAUAUAUCCAGAACGGAGUUUUAUAAAUCAGAAGCAAUUUUUCUACAAACGACUAAAAGCAAUCGCAAAUGGUAAAUGGAUUGAGCAUUAAACAUGAACUUGAACUGGUUCGCACACAUUAUCGUCCAUCAUCCAUUUAUUAUUAUAUCAGCAGUGGCUGUUUUCUCUGGUACAUGCCUCGUGAUACCUUUUACACUCAAAACAAAACCCUUUCGAGAUUUUUCUGACCCUAAAAUGGGCUUUACUACCAGAGGAACGACUAUAUCAAACCGAUUGACUGCAUGGAAAAACUUAGAUGAAUCAACUAAACCUUCAGGACAAUUUGCCAUUAACCCCAACGAUAUUUUGAUAAGACGAAAUCUAACGUUUUUUAAACCUAAAAUUAAGAAAAUUGGAAAAAAGAAGAAAAACGAACCAAAAAAAGAUUUUUCUAAAGUAUAUAUAAAUGAAGCAAGUAAUAAUCGCUCUGACAAUAGUUACGAGAAUAAUAACUGGACAGCUUUAAAAAACAUGUUGCUACCAAAACACGCUGAAAGUUUCGCCAGAAAAGCAUUUGAACCUGAUGGAUUUCUCUGUGGUCAUCCUGAUGAACAAUAUGCUCAUAUAGUUUUAAAAUCGAAAAAUAGCGAGGACUUGUUCAAUUUAAAGUCUUUGCUGGCUCUGUGUCGUAUAGAGCACGAAUUUAUAGAGGCACACUCUUACAAAGAUUUGUGUGUAACUAAUAAGGAUUACCAUAAGAAGUGUUGUAAACCAUGGUCUGUAGCAAAUUAUAUAGCAAUUUUACACAAUAGAACAUCGUGUUUAGCAAUUACGGAAGAAGAUAUUAACUCAACAAAAUCGUUACUGAUAAAUUGUUCGCAAUAUUUUCAUAAAUUGAAACUUUCGCCAAACUGCGUUGACAAAGGUUACUGUGAUGCACCUUCAGAAUGUAUUCGACACGACGCUGUUUUCAAUGUACUUAAUUUUUUAACUAGUACAACGUUUCUACCACCUAAUAAUACUAUCGAGGGUACAACGUUACAAGAAACAAUGAUAUUCCUACCACUAGCAUGUAGUACAGCAAUGUUACCUUAUUAUCACGAAAUCAUUAAAAUGGACUUAGAAUAUGAAGGCAUAUCAGUUGUAGCAAUGGAAUUUGGGAUAAAAGAUGUUUUAUUUGACGAGUGCCUGUUGCGGGACGCUUGGUUCAUGAGUUCCGGGGCUCUCUUUGUCUUACUAUGUAUGUGGCUAUAUACGGAAUCAUUGUUCCUGACUAUCAUGACAAUAAUCGCAAUCAUAUUCUCACUGGGGAUUUCGUAUUUUAUGUACAUGCUCGUUUUUGAGCUAAGUUUCUUUCCAUUCAUGAAUUUACUCGCCGUGAUUGUCGCCAUUGGUAUUGGCGCAGACGACGCUUUCAUAUUUUGUAAAAUUUGGCAAACCGUUAAAGAAGAAAAAAAUAGUUCCAUUGUCAAAUUAAUGGGUGAUACUUUCCAUCAUGCGUUUAUUUCUAUGUUUGUUACAUCUUUGACCACCGCUGCAGCUUUUUUAGCGUCAUACGCAAGUUCAGUUACAGCCAUUUGUUGUUUUAGCAUUUUCUCCGGAACCGCCGUAAUCACAAACUUUUUCAUGAUGGUGACCUGGUUUCCCGCAUGCGUUGUGAUAUGGGAACGCUCAUGUUGUUCAAAUGUUAAUUUGGCAAAAAGUUGUUUAAUGGCAUGUUUACAACGUUGGUGUUGUUCAAAAUUAAUAAAACCGACGUGGAACUUGUCAACAACAUGGCCGAAAUGCUCAUUUUUUGCAAAAAUAUGGAGCUCCAAAGAGCGUUUCUUGUUAGAAAGUGUUGUCAAUUUCAGAUAUGUAUGGUUGAUCGUAUUGUCCUUAAUAGCUUUAAUAAGUACGAUCAUAGUCUUGUACUAUCCAAAGUUUCAACUACCAGAUUCCUCCGCAUUUCAAUUGUUUGACAGUUCGCACCCGUUCGAGCAGUACGACUUUAAGUAUAAGAAUCACUUUUGGUUCAAGCGUGAAGAACGGAACAAUUUGGAGACGGGUGUAAACUUCAAGCUUCCUUUAAGGUUCGUGUGGGGCGUGCUUCCUGUGGACAACGGCGAUCAUUUGAAUCCUGAGAGCUUGGGUAAACUGGUACUGGACCCGGAAUUUGAUAUAUCGCAACCCGAGUCGCAGGAGUGGCUGUUGAAAUUUUGUCGCCACCUCCACCGUCAGCCGUUUUUCCAACCGACGUUUGGUCCGCUUCUUCCUAACUGUUUCAUUGAAACGUUCAUGAAGUCGAUGCAGAGGGACUGCGUUGAUGCGUUCUCGUCGAGAGAUCACUCGCCGUGUUGCAGAACGUCCAAGUUCCCGUAUAACAGCAGCGUUUUUUACGAAUGCAUCGUCGAAGAAAUGGCCCAAAUUUACGAGACACCUGAUCAGUAUUUGAUACCUGGAAUGGCCGGUCCUAAAUUUUCUAAAGACCAAUUUCCGACAAUAAAAGCUGUUAUCGUAGAGUAUGAUAGUAGUUAUAGUUAUUCAAUGUCUUAUGAAUAUAUGCAUGAUUUUUUCACGAAAGUGGAGAAUUGGAUGGUCGAGGAAAUGAAGAGCGCUCCGAAAACCAUGCAGAACGGAUGGUUUAUUAGCGAGUUGGAGUUCUAUGACCUGCAGAGAGAAUUAUCGGAAAAUACUAUAUUAGCAAUUAUAGUGUCAAUGGGAUUAGCUUUAAUAGUCUUGCUUCUAUCAACAUUGAAUAUUUUGACAAGUUUAUAUGCGAUUUUAACUAUAACAUGCAGUAUUUUUGUAACUGUUGCUGUAUUAGUUUUGUUAGGAUGGAAGUUGAACAUUUUGGAGUCUAUAACUGUGUCUACAGCUAUAGGUCUUACUGUAGAUUUUAGUUUACAUUACACUGUGAAUUAUAGAUUAUGUCCGCACGCAAUGGCGGACGAGCGUAUAGCUGCUACAAAGUACGCAUUAUCCUAUAUGGCAGGACCUGUAUUGAUGGCAGCUUUAACCACCGGCGCCGCCGGAGUUUUCAUGAUGCCCUCAUUAAUCUUGCCGUACAUACAGAUUGGAAAAUUCCUUGUAACUGUAAUGAGUGUUAGUUGGAUAUAUGCCACAUUCCAUCUGGGAGCCAUGUUGGCCAUUAUUGGACCCCAGAAUCAAUUCGGCCAAUUCCACUAUUCCAAGCUUAGUUGUUGUCCUUCCAGUAAAUCAAAGACGUCCUCUAGCGAGAGAAAUCGUCCUGUUAACUCCUCUCUCUCAGACACUCACGAAUUAGAUUCGUUAACUUGCAAGAGUGGAGUUCGGCCUAUCCCUAGGGCUCUACAAAGAUCCUUAAGUAGUGGCGGUGCUGGCAAAAAUAACCAAAACAGAUAUGUUUUUACAGAUCAAUCACCUUCUGCUACCAGCGCCAUUACUAUCAUCAUGGCCGAUGACAAUUAAAUGUAACAUUAGGACUAAAUGUUCUGUGAUAUACUCUGUAUUUCUUUUUUAUUUUUAUUUGGAUUUAUUACAUAAAUGCUCUUUCAACAACUAUCAUUUACCUUUGUUCAAAUGGCAUUUAAGUAACAAAUAUAUACAUAUAUAGAGACUUUA
Molecule: messenger RNA, 3830 nt
Organism: Zophobas morio
Lineage: Eukaryota; Metazoa; Arthropoda; Insecta; Coleoptera; Tenebrionidae
Gene: disp
Product: protein dispatched
Exons: 10
Coding region: 363-3677 (1104 amino acids)
Biological process (GO): smoothened signaling pathway
Cellular component (GO): membrane
Molecular function (GO): transmembrane transporter activity
Source: RefSeq, a predicted model, not a curated record